GUGUAAGAAGUUAAAAUGUCGGAAAAUGUAAAAACUGACGAAAAUGUGCCUAGCUGCCUGCAUUGCAGAGUGUACAAUUCGAAACAAAAAUAUCAUGAGAUAUUCGACGAAGUCGGCAUCGAAAUAGAGCUGGCCAAACUGCUCGACAGGUAUUUCGAGAUAAAAGUUGAGCCCGCCGGCCAAAAACAGAAGCAACUGCUCUGCGAGGAGUGCGUUAAUACGCUAAUUCGUUUCUUUGACAUCGACGAACUGCAAAGGGAGCAAGAUGCUGCAAAUGGUGCAAAUAAAAAGCCCAGUAAUGAUACAAAGUCUUCUGAUCCCAAAAAGGAUGAGAGUCCCGCGAAAAAGCAGACAGCUGCCGGCAAAAAUGCCCAAGGUUCACCAAACACCUCGGCGAAUGCAGCCACAAAGCAAGAGAAGCCGGCGGCGACUGCUGCUGUGAUUGCUACGACUGCUACUGCUCCUGAUCAUACUACAAAAGGAGCGCCUGAAGCUGUCGGCAUACGCAUCACCAGAGCCAGGAAUGCUCCGCAAAAAAGAUUGCCCAUAAAUAUGAAGGAAGCAGUCAAGCGAAGUGGAACACUUAAUGACAAAGCUGACGUCAAACGGAGUCGAUCUAGAGAAGCUGCACAAGGAUCAGGCGAUCAGGAGCAAAUUAGCGCACUCAUACGUGACAUUCUAGAGGAUGAGGAGUCGCCAGCGGAUGAAAAAUUGGUAGAAGCAGCUGCCACAGUCCGUCAGUUGGAGAAACAAUCAGCGGAAGAGGAACAGCAGCUGGAGGAGGCGGUGGAAGAGGAGCAAACGGUGCUCGAGGACCAGGACAAUAAUGAUGAGCUGGAGUUUCUGGUUGAGCGUGAAGACAGCUCCUCGGAAUUGAGCGUGCGUCAUUUCAAAUUGGAGCGAAAAAUUAAAAGCGUCUCGUCGCAGUCACAAAAUGAGAGCCAAAGCGAGGAUGAAGCAUUCAAAGUGGAGCCCUUCAAUUUUGUGCUGAUCAAGGAAUCUGAUAACAUUGGCGAUCUGUACGAGUAUUUGGGAACCGUGGUGAAGACCUGUUUUGAGACUUUGAUCUUUGACUGGGACACUGUGUGCCGCCACUGCUCGCUGAAGUGCAGCAAAUAUGAAAGCUUGUUCGAUCACAUGCUGAAGAGUCACAAGGAGCCGGACGAUAUUUACAAGUGCCCGAUUGCUGACUGCGCGUCCGAGCUGCAGGGAGCCAAAUCCUUGGCCAUGCACCUGGUUGUGCUGCAUGCGCCGGUAGCCGAUAUAUCCAUAUAUGGCAGUUGUCCCGAAUGCAACAUGACCUUCUCAAACAUAUUGCAGUACAAUAAGCACUCCUGCGCGCAUGUCAUCAAAAAGCGACGCGGCAUCCGCCUGUAUUGUGAGAUGUGCGGCUUGGAGUUCCCCUCCUGGAAGCGCUUUAAUUUUCACAAUCAAUUUCAUUUGGAGCGUCACAGGCCUCGCGCCUGUUUUGUGUGCAGCUACGCGGACACCAACAUCGAUGAGCUCUUCCAUCAUUUGCACUACGCUCACGAGCCAGAGGGCACGCUCUUCUGUGACCUCUGUGAUCGCAAUUUUCGGGAUCCUGCCGUCUUUUUGGAGCACAACAAAUCACACUCGAAUGUCAGCAGCACCACCUACAGCUGCACCGAAUGCAGCGCCAAUUUUGAGUCUCGCGGUCGUCUCAAUGGACACCUGCGCACCGCACAUGGCAGCGUCAUCAGCUGCGAAAUGUGCGGCCGCGAGUUUGCCACGGAGGCCACAUACAACCUGCACAUGAAAACGCAUCUGAUUAUUGAGCGCGAGGUGCAUGUGUGCAACAAUUGUGGUCUGCUCAGUGAAAAUAAUGACAGGAUGCUGGCUCAUGUUGCGGAAGAGGAUUCGGUUUGCUUUGGCAUAGAUGUGGUAGUGGAAGUGAUGCGUGAUGCUUAUGUCUGUGAGUUUUGCUCCGCCUACUUUAAGCAGAAGAGUGAUUUAAGCGCCCAUCGCGAAUCGGGUGUGCACAAGGAUGGCCACUUCUGGUGUCAUCCGUGCGGCAAGAAGUUUACCGAUAUGAAGCUCUAUCGUCACCAUUUGCGCAACUAUCAACAAUUGCGCACAGAUUUUUCGCAUCGCCGUCUAGAAAUUUGUCUCUACUAUAUGUGCGAUUAUGAGAAUUGCAGUGAGGCCUACAUUAAUUGGAAUUCGCUAUACACACACAAGCGGCGCACACACGAUGCCGUCGAGAAGCAGGACCCCAAGACGAAGGAUAACGAAUGGAUCUGUCAAUUCUGUCAGAAAGUCUGUCGCUCCAAAAUGUCGCUCUCGGUUCACGUGGCGCGCAGUCACAACAACAAUAAUGUGGUCUGCUCGCUCUGCAAGGCUUCGUAUAAGGAUGAGGAGGCGCUAAAGAAGCAUCACGCCUAUUGGCACGAGCGCAUCGAGUGUCCGAUGUGCUUGAAGGUGGUGAAGAAUCGUCGCAACUACGACACCCACAUCAAGGUGGUGCACUCAAACAAUAAGCGUUAUUCGUGCAGUGAAUGCGAAAAGGGUUUCUAUCACAAGAGCGAAAUGGAGGCGCAUCAGCGGCUGCAUUCUCAAUCGUUUAAAUGCGAACAGUGCAACUUCACCACGAGGAACAAGAAAUCGCUGUCGGUUCAUGUGCUGGGCCAGCACUACAAGCGUUUUGCCUUCAAGUGUAAGUUCUGUGAGAAGCGCUUUGGACGUCGCCAGGGAGUAUCGAAUCAUAUUCUACGUGUGCAUGGCUCCAAAUAUACAUGUCGUGACUUCUUCGAUGGCGGUUGUGGCAAAUCAUUUGGCUCGCCGACACGCCUCAAUGUGCAUGUACGAAAGGCGCAUAACAGCUGCCUCUUUCCGACCGAUGACGCAACCAAAUCGGAGGAAAACGAAGACGAGGAGGUGGAGGAUGUGGAGGAGGAGGAGGAGGAGCCAGCUAUGGUGGAUUCGGCAAGCGAAGGUCCGUCUACAUCGAAGGAACGGUUAAUUCGCAUCAUUGCGAACACUGAGAUUGAACUCAUUGGCGAUGCAGCUGAUGCCGACGACGACAACGAGAGUCUGACUGACUCGGAAAUCUUCGAAGAGCUUCAAGAGAUCAAUGCAAUAGCAAAGCAGCCACCAAAAAAGAAACCAAAGCCAAUGACAACGCAAGCAUGACAGGCUCGGAAACGUUUAGGAAGUUUCAGGAUAUCAAAAGCGCCGACAACAACAAAAAAACCCAAUAGAAAGCAAAGUUAAUCGUGUUGAACUAAGAACUAAGAACGAUUGCAUUAUUUGAUUGUUGCUUUUAUUUGUAUUCGCUAAAGCUGUUAUUAAUCAUUUGAUUUCAACUGA
Messenger RNA from Drosophila grimshawi, 3327 nucleotides. RefSeq names its product zinc finger protein 616. The record is from RefSeq and is a predicted model, not a curated record. Gene Ontology annotation, biological process: regulation of transcription by RNA polymerase II. The transcript is spliced from 11 exons. Bases 16 to 3150 code for a protein of 1044 amino acids. Gene Ontology annotation, cellular component: nucleus. Gene Ontology annotation, molecular function: RNA polymerase II transcription regulatory region sequence-specific DNA binding; DNA-binding transcription factor activity, RNA polymerase II-specific. Lineage: Eukaryota; Metazoa; Arthropoda; Insecta; Diptera; Drosophilidae.